AUGGCAGAGGCAAGCAGAGGAUACAAGGGAAAGGCUUUAGUACAGUAUUCGGAUGGGCUUGAGGAAGAAGAUGCUUUAAGAGUGUACCGGUUUCAGGUCCUGUUGCCAAGUGGCGUGAGCACCAGCCUCACGCUGCAUAACCCUGGCGAAGAGAUGUUGGUUCGUGAUCUCUUGCUUAGUGUCAAGAGGGAGUUGAACAAUGCUUCUGUGGGAGGUGGAAGGAUGCCGGAGAUACAGUGGGAUGACAACAUUUUCCUAACUGACCUGCUUGACGAAAAGAUAACAGACAAAAUCAAGUUGAGCAACUUUGACACCAAGAGUACAAACAUACUAAGACUCCACGAUGAAAAAGGAGAACCGGUCAGUACAUUUGAGAAUAUGUGGGACCUUACCCCUCAGCCUGAUCUGGUUCAAGAGCUUCCGGCAGAAUAUAGCACUGAGAGUGCUCUUGUUGACCUUACCGAUAAUGCAUUGCAGGCUUUGUGGUCAAAUGGUAUAGGAGAAAGGAAGUUAAUCAGGAUAACUCUUGUCAAAGAAAAGAUUGUGAUUUUUGACACUGGUAGGGGAAUGGAUGGUUCAGAUGCGAACUCUAUAUGCAAAUGCCCUUCUUUGGCAUGUUUGGUUAUGGUGGAACUAUUGCCUCAAUGCAUCUUGGAAGGAAUCGAGAAAAGUGUUUACCUUACACCUUUCAAGGGAGGCAUUGCUGGAAAAAGCAGGACCAGUACCUCCGGUUUGCAGACUGCUGGAGGAGUUAGGGAUCCAUCUGAAGAGGAGAGGCUGUUGUCACCACAUCAGAGUUUUACCCAGGUAGAGAUCUGUGGGCUGAAAAAACAUCUGGAAGCAGACAGACUUCUUGGUUUUUUGAAGGACGUCUAUUUUCCAUAUAUACAGUAUGAUGAGGAUAUUGAAUCGAUGAAUACAAGAAACCCAGUUGAAUUCGAGGUGAAUGGUGUAAAUUUAGCAGAGGUGCAAGAGGGUGAAGUCACAGUAACUAAUUUGCACUCUUCAAAUGGUCCUGAUUUCAUUUGGCACCUUAAGUUCACAGAGAAAACAGCAGCUUCUUGUCAAGCUCAUGCGCGGUUGAAGUGUGUCUACUUUCCAAUUGUAAAGGGAAAGGAAUCUAUAGAUUCUAUCUUGGAAAAAUUAAGGAAUGAUGGCUAUGAAAUGAAAGAGAACUUCGACAACUUCUCUCGUGGCCCUCUUCCGUUCAUGGAAGCUAAAUACAGAAAGGGCCACAAGGCUGAGUUCUUUAGGCGAUGCUGCAAGAGGGUGAAAUGCUUUGUAGCUGAGGUUGAUGUUGAAGCCCGUGACAAGGACAGGAAACUAAUAAGUUAUAAUCAGCUGGAGAAACAAUACUACGAUUGGAUCAAGGAAAUGCAUGACAAGUAUGAUGUGGAGAUGGAUGGUGGGGAUGAUGAACCCACCCUUAUUAUCAAUCCAAAGUGCAAGGAACGACUUGGAAUAUCCAAUGAUGGUGAAGCCCGCCUUAUAUGCAGGCCUCUUGGGUACUCUGAUGAGCAAGGAUGCCUGGUCGACGAAGCUGCGGACUGCAUGAGUCCAAACAUAUAUAUCCAGGAAUCAGUCUCAUUUCCUGUCAGCAUAAUAGAUAAUAGAAUGAAAAAGGAGAAGGCUGCUAAAUGGAUUGAAAUCAUCCGGAAUUCUGGACUUGACGCUCUUGGACUAGAAGGGGAUCUACCAUAUGAAGGUGAUGUAAUGGCUGGUUAUCAACCUCCACACGAAAUUGUAGCUGUUUUGCGACCAGGAAAUUAUAUGCCUAGCUCCACUUGUCUUCUUGAGACGAAGUAUAUAGUGAAGGAUGAUCAGCUGGAGAUGAGUUGCAGAGGUUCGAAUGUCAUUCAGCAACAGACAACUAUAACAGUCUGUCCAGACUUGAACUCUAGGCGUUGUCUUUUCAGUGUCGCUGGUUCUUCCACUGAUAAUGCUCCUGUGGAUAUAAGGCUUGGAUAUCCAGUUAGACGCCUUGCUGUUAAAAGUGUAGAUCAACAUGGAAAUAAAAUUCCUUUCCUUGACACAUCUGGCAUUAUUAUAACUAUACUUAAUGGUGAUGAUGUCCUUGCGCAAGUCAAUGAUGUUGAAGUGGAACUCUCAUCAGAUUUGUUAACAAUGAAUGUUAUGUUGGACAUACUGCGGCCAAAGUACGAGGCGAAGUUAAGAAUAUCUUCAUCUGAUAAUGAGUUCUCUGUUAAACCAGGCCUUCCAUCAAUCAUUAAUAUGGACAUGUCCCUCUUCUCUGAAGAGAAUUUAAUUCCUGGAAGAGUGAUAGAUAAUGUCCUUCUGGAGGUGUUAGAUCAAUUUAGCAAUCAUGUUGAAGAAGGAACCAAACUUAAUGUCCAUGUUGAUGGACUCUGCUUUCUAGAUAAGAAAAGCUCCGUUCAGAAGAAAUAUUGGCGACACUUUAGUGGUGUUUCUUAUCGAGCAACAAAUGAGCUUCACUGUGUGAUUGAGGGAAUGUGUUAUCCAUCUACCAGCAUGUAUAUUGAAGAGUGA
This is a messenger RNA of Setaria italica (foxtail millet), 2508 nucleotides long. RefSeq lists its product as uncharacterized. NCBI's taxonomy places the organism in Eukaryota, Viridiplantae, Streptophyta, Magnoliopsida, Poales, Poaceae. Bases 1 to 2508 code for a protein of 835 amino acids. The record is from RefSeq and is a predicted model, not a curated record. The transcript is spliced from 26 exons.